AUGUUAGUUAAAAAUAUUUUUGUUGAAAUCAGAUCUCGCUUGAGAAGUUGUAAUGUUUAUAUAACUACAAAUAUUGAUUUUAGUAAAAAUUGUAAUUUGAAAAUAAGUAUUCGUUCUAAUUGUAUUAUAUUGAAUUAUUAUAAUGACGGCUUUAAAAGGAGCAACAGCUUAUCCUCUAUUGAAAGUUUGUCUGACUAUUCCGAUGAAGAAAGCGAUGUGACCUGUUGUAUUCCAAUAGAGGAAUUCUGCUAUAUCAUACCAAAUUCCAUGUCAUGUCUCAAAGUUGAUAAAAAUACCAUAUCAUUUAGAAUUUUGACAGAACCAAAGAAUGGAGGUGGAUUCUAUUCAGAAUUUCUGCCAACAGACACCAUUGAGAAUAAGCCAAAAGGCAAUAACAUGAAUAUUAAUUUGAAAUCCAAUGAAGAUAUUCAAAUUGUAUGUGCAAAUUGCUCCAAUAUGAUAUCUAAUAAUUUUGUGAAGUUUGACAGGAUAUUAGAGUUGCCUACAUCAAAUCUGGACAUGUCUGAAUGGUUUUGUCACAAUCACAGUCAUGGAAACACAUCUGAGACUAUUGUAUUGCAACCGCAAAAGCUAGAUUUCUUACAUAGGUUAACAUUUUUUGUGAUAAAUAAUAAUCUAUUGGCAGACAAAGCAAAUAAAUUUAAUCUACAACGAGAAAUAUAUCAUUGUAAUCGAUGCCUUGCUUGGCUUGGCAUAAAGAAGAAAGAUACCGUACAACUGUACAAUUCUGAAGUGAAAAUAUCGCAUAAUAAUGAAGAGACCUAUGCAUUUACUCAUAAAAAUAGUACAGAUAAUAUAAGUAUAGAUGAUUUUAUAUACACAAUUGAAAAUAUGAUGAAUGAAUUUAACCUUGGCUUACAGUACACAAUAAUGUAUAAGAUUGUUUUAGAAUGCUUAAUUUCUGCUUCAAACAAGCAAUAUGUACUGCUUUGGAUAAUGGAUAAAGAGCUGCAAGUGUUAAGAAACACUGAUGAUUUGAUUUUAAAUGAUAAAAUUAAAUUACAGUCAACCGUACUUACAAAGGUUCUGUACAAGAUUGAGUCUUCGUUAAACACCGAAGUUGAAGCUUGGUUAGCCGAUCCAAGUGUGAUUUCUACAGACAUAUCGAAAAGUAUGUUUACAAGAGGUGUUGAUCAUUUGCAAAAAAUGUCACUCAAAGUCCCAGAAAUGUUUCGCUAUACAAAUGGGUAUUGUGUCAGCUACUUGAAAGUGUAA
Messenger RNA from Pieris macdunnoughi, 1236 nucleotides. Lineage: Eukaryota; Metazoa; Arthropoda; Insecta; Lepidoptera; Pieridae. The record is from the annotation of a GenBank genome assembly.